Messenger RNA from Myodes glareolus (Bank vole), 2502 nucleotides. It is a transcript of the gene Mapda, whose product is annotated as N6-Methyl-AMP deaminase. Gene Ontology annotation, biological process: adenosine catabolic process; inosine biosynthetic process. The record is from RefSeq and is a predicted model, not a curated record. Gene Ontology annotation, molecular function: adenosine deaminase activity. NCBI's taxonomy places the organism in Eukaryota, Metazoa, Chordata, Mammalia, Rodentia, Cricetidae.
GUUCCUUGCGAGAAAGUCAUAAUUUCUUUCUGGGAGGUAGUGGCGCACACCUGUAUUCCCAGCACUCCGAAGGCAGAGGCAGGCGGAUCUCUGUGAGUUCGAGGUGAAAUUCAACUCAAAACAACAUAUAAGCAAGUCUUACUGAAGUACGCGUAAGUAAAACCAUCGAAGAAAGGCCAGGACCUCAGAAGUGCUGACUUGAUUAUGUUGUAUCAUCCAAGCCAGAGUCAGAGUGAAUGAAAUCUUUGCCUCCUCCCAAAAGGAUGGAGGCAGAAGGACAUCAAUAUCCACGGAAGACAGAUUUUUACGUGGAGUUGCCAAAAGUGGAGCUUCAUGCCCACUUGAAUGGCUCCAUUAGUUCCAGUACCAUGAAGAAAUUGAUAGCCAAGAAGCCACAUCUUAAAGUUCAUGAUCACAUGACCAUGAUUGACAAGGGAAAGAAAAGAACUUUAGAAGAAUGUUUCCAGAUGUUCCAAGUUAUCCACCAGCUUACUACUAGUGCUGAGGAUAUUCUGAUGGUCACAAAGGACGUCAUUAAGGAGUUUGCAGAAGAUGGUGUCAAGUACCUGGAGCUGAGGAGCACGCCCAGAGGGGACGGUGUCACUGGAAUGACAAAGAAGACUUACGUGGAAUCCAUACUUGAAGGCAUAAAACAGUGCAAACAAGAAAACUUAGAUAUUGAUGUUAGGUAUUUGAUGGCAAUCGACAGAAGAGGUGGCCUAACGGUAGCCAAGGAGACUGUUGAACUUGCUAAAGAGUUCUUCCUGUCCACUGAGGAUACAGUUCUUGGCCUUGACCUCAGUGGAGACCCGACUGUAGGACAAGCAAAAGACUUCUUGGAACCUCUUUUAGAAGCUAAAAGAACAGGUUUGAAGUUGGCAUUACAUCUUGCAGAGAUUCCAGAUAAGAAAAAGGAAACACAAAUGCUGCUGGAUUUGCUUCCUGACAGAAUCGGGCACGGAACGUUCCUCAACUCCUCCGAGGGAGGCUCCCUGGGUCAUAUGGAUUUUGUGAGGCAGCACCGGAUACCUCUGGAACUUUGUUUGACCUCUAACAUCAAAAGCCAGACAGUUCCAUCUUAUGACCAGCAUCACUUUGGAUUCUGGUACAGCAUUGCUCAUCCUUCUGUGAUCUGUACCGAUGACAAGGGUGUUUUUUCGACAAAUCUUUCUCAAGAAUAUCAACUGGCAGCAGAAACAUUUAAUUUGACCCCAUCUCAAGUGUGGGAUCUGUCUUAUGAAUCCAUCAGCUACAUCUUCGCUUCUGACAACACCAGAUCUGAACUGAGAAAUCAGUGGAAUCACCUGAAGCCCAAAGUGUUCCACUUUUAAGAUGGGAUGGGGUGAACUACUUCCAACUAUAUGUGGUAGCCAAGAUCUGCCACAUCCACUCAGUGAACUGUCCACUACUUCCCUUGAAGCCAGGACCAAGUCUAUGUGGGGUCUUGACACCCAGUAAGUGUCAGUAAUAUCUUAGACUAGAAGCCCUGAGACCUUGCAUGCUUCACCUCCAUGCUGGAUGCUGGAGGACUGGAGGUCAUUAACUAAAUCCCUCAUCCACUGGUAACUUUCUUUUUCAAUUAGCAUUCUCUUCCUGUUACUGAUCAUAAAACUUCUGAGAUGAAGCUGCUUGUCUUCAGGAAGACCUCUGUGUUUUGUUAGCUGUAAUCAGACCCUAGCCACUUCUUCUAACCCUUUCAGGUAUUGUUUCUCAGGACAGUUGAUGCCAGGCCACAUUGCACACCACAGCCAUUCGUGUGGGCGCCUUGUUGUCAGGUGACCAUGUAGUAAAAAAGCUAGAAUCUGGCUUUGCCCUUCUCAUAAUAUCUUUAGAAAUAUAUAAAGGGAAUUUAAUUACUUCAGUUUAGGAAAAGGAAAGAAUUGCUGGCUCAAAGUGAGAAAGACAUAAGACUGGAGCUUCACUUUUAAAAUCAGCUUCUAUUUAGCUUUCAUUGUGGAAGCUGCCAGGACUUCCACAGUGCCAGGACUCACUGGAAAGAUCUUUCUAGUAAUAGUAGCAUUGUGGCUUCUAGGGUUCUUAGAUCUCCUAUAACCUCAUGCCCACAGGCAUAGGCUAACAUAAACACAUAUAUACCAUGACCAUUUUAGCCAAAGACAAGGGACAACUAAGAUUGGCUCUACAUGUAAGAAAAAACUUUAACAGAUAACAGAUGUCCUGGUUAGUUUUUUGUUUGUUUGUUUGUUUGUUAACUUGACACAAGCUAGAGUCAUUUGAGAAGAAGAACCCUAAACUGAGAAAAUGCUCCCACCAGAUUGGCCUAAUCAGUGCUUAAUCAGUUGGUUGGCUCAUCCCACAGAGGCAGGUGGUUCUGGGUGGAAUAAGAAAGGAAACUGAGCAAGCGACAAGGAGCAGGCCAGUAGGCAGCACUCUUCCGUUGCUUCAGGAUGGACUACAAAUUAUAAGAAGAAACAAACCCUUUUCUUCCUCACAUUGGUUUUGGUCAUAGUGUUUUAUCACAGCAUUAAAAACCAUGAAACAGUG